UUUAUGACCCUCCACAAAGGUUGAAGUCCUGCUGCUCAACGGAAGAAAAAUUCAAACUUAGUUAUCUGGAGUAGAGAAAGGUUCACAGGACUAUUCCAGCACACUAUUCUAGCCUAUAAUUUUUCUAUCCAUCUUCUAUUUCUCUCACUUUGUGUGCGAAGUGUAAAGAUGUCAACAGCAUUAGAGGUGACUGGAUUCUUCAUGUGUUUGAUCGGCUGGGUGAUGACUGGCCUUGCUGUGGCUAAUGACUACUGGAAGAUAUCUAGUGUACAAGGCACCGUAAUCGUUUCAAACCGCCUCUAUGAGAACCUAUGGCAUGCCUGCGGCGAGGACAGCACUGGAAAGGCCAACUGCCAAGACUUUCAAUCCAUGUUAGCCUUGCCAGUUCAUAUUCAAGCAUGUCGAGCAUUAACGAUCAUCGCCCUGAUCAUGGGGCUGGUCGGUAUAAUUUUAUCUACCAUGGGGCUGAAGUGCAUUAAAUUUGGGUCAAAAACAGAUGAGGCAAAAGGCAAGACAAUGGUCAUUGGCGGCAUUAUCUUCAUCCUUGCAGGUGUUUGCACUGUGGUGGCUGUAUCUUGGUACGCUGCACGGAUUGUUGCAGAAUUCAAUGACCCGUUCUAUGGAGGCGUCAAAUUUGAGCUGGGUACUGGUCUCUAUAUAGGUUGGGCUGGUGCAGGGCUGUGUAUCCUGGGUGGUGCAUUCCAGUGCAGUGCCUAUAAAAGAGCCUCUCAAGCGAAAGACAAAGGGGCAUACUACCCAGGUGGAAAGCCAAAGACAAUCUAUACUCCCGCUCCAUCUACUGCAGAGACGUCAAAAGCUUACGUUUGAGACACCAGGGUCACCCAUAUUAACAAGGCUGAACUUUUGUUACGUUGAUGUUUGUUUUACUCAAUUAUGUUUUUGCUACUUUUUUUUUUUUUUUGGACAAAAUCAUGACAAAUGUAAAGAUCACUUAAAUUAUCAUGAAUGCUGAACUUCUGGAAUAAAAUAUGUUCUCUGAAUUAAGAUAGGCUAUCUAGAUAUUGGUAACACAAUAA
Molecule: messenger RNA, 1037 nt
Organism: Rhinichthys klamathensis goyatoka
Lineage: Eukaryota; Metazoa; Chordata; Actinopteri; Cypriniformes; Leuciscidae
Gene: cldn15la
Product: claudin 15-like a
Exons: 5
Coding region: 169-828 (219 amino acids)
Biological process (GO): bicellular tight junction assembly; cell adhesion
Cellular component (GO): plasma membrane; bicellular tight junction
Molecular function (GO): structural molecule activity
Source: RefSeq, a predicted model, not a curated record